Molecule: messenger RNA, 1206 nt
Organism: Rotaria sp. Silwood2
Lineage: Eukaryota; Metazoa; Rotifera; Eurotatoria; Philodinida; Philodinidae
Source: the annotation of a GenBank genome assembly
AUGGAAACAUCAAAUAACUAUAAUAUUAAUAUACUCGAUUUACCUGAUGAAAUUUUACUUGCAGUUUUCAAUAAGUUGAAUAUGGUCGAUGCAUUCUAUUCAUUAGUAUAUGCUAAUAAACGAUUUAAUCGAUUAACACUUAAUCCUUUUUAUAUUCAUAAUCUUGAUUUGGCUGUUAAACGUUUAUUGCUUCAACAAGUUUCUCCAUUAGAUACCCAAGAGAUUGAUACAAUUUGUAAAAAAAUCUUACCAAGAAUUCAUCAUCAUAUAUACAAACUUACUGUUCCAUCAUAUGUAAUUGAAUGUAUUAUUAAUAUUAAUUAUCCUCAACUUCAAUCUUUAUCACUUGUCAAUUUUGAAGAACAAAAAUUAUCAGAAUAUUUAACAGGUAAUACUCAAUUUAAUCAUAAGAACAUGGAAAAUCUUCUACAUAAAUUGAUAAUCAUAUUUUUUGUAGGAGAAACAACUGCUUAUCGUUUAUUAACAAAUCAAAUCAAACAUCUUAAUGUCGAUAUUGUUUAUGAUAAAAAUGCAUCAAAUAUAUAUUUACUAAUAUUAUCUUUGGGCAAACAUUUAACUGAUCUGACGUUUCAUAAUCGAUUCUCAUCUGAACAUCUAGGAAAUCCAACCUUUGUUGUAUCAUCAAUUCAUAUAUCUUCAACUUUGACUAAACUAAUUAUUAAUGUAACUAUAUUUGAUGAUUGUCUUUAUCUUCUCGAUGGAAGUCUUCAAUCUUUAACGGCAUUGAUUAUUGAUAUAAUUGGAAUCUUCGAGUUAUCAUCAAUCAUAGAUAACACGAAAAAACUUCCUAAACUGAAACAAUUUUCAUUAACCUCGAACCGUCUGACAUUUUCUUAUGACGAGAAAAUUGUUUCAUUACUUUGUCCAAUGAUGAAUAUCGGAGAUUUAACAUUAUUUCUCAAUGUAAGAAGACUUGAUUCUAUUUAUAUUGAUAAUUAUAUUGAUGGUACUCAUUUAUAUAACGAUGUUCUUGCUUUUAUACUACAACUUCACAAAUUUACUUUCAGUAUUAAUACUUACGCUCGUAUCAGUAAUACUGGGUUUCCAUCGAAUGAUGAUAUCCAGCAUAGCUUCAUUCAAAAAGGAAAUCGACAUGUUGGUUCAUAUGUUCAUAAUAGAUUACAUAUGCAGACUGGUCAAUGUCAUGUUUUUCUCUUUCAUAUUAAUUCGACACUUAUCUUCUGA